UCGAUGUUAACAAGCCUUUCGUACCGUAAACUCGUUCGUUCUCAUUACGCGCGUAAUUUACCACAGUGGUAAUCGGCCUUCCUUAGACUCGAUGUUCAUUUGGCUCCACUCUUUAAAUAGCGUUUAACGAUAGCAAUAAUUAUAGCGUAAGAGUCUCUACUUGCAUUUGUCGUAUUUGAUCGUGGAAAUACGGAAAUACGUUAUAGAAAAUAGACUAUGUUUUGCUUUAUAACAAUGCAUCUAAUGGAACUUGCGUUACGAAUACUAAAGAAGGGGUUACCUUUAUUAAAACAUACUUUUUUAAUUACGCUUAGCAAUUUCAGAGUUUUGCGCGAUAGGUAUAUUUUCUCGCCUCGCUUAAAUUGCACUUUAUGGCUUGUAGACGUAAUAAGACUCCAUAAAUAAAUAAAUAAAACUGUCUAUAUGUGUAACUGUCCACCUAUCUAUCGGUCUGCGAUGAAAAUGUAAUAAAGGCCAGAGAAGUUAUACGAGUUGUAUUUAAACGUAUGUCAGUAUGUAUUGAUUGACGAGAAGUCGCAGUUCCAACAGUUCAGUCGCCGUACAAGCUGCUUACGAACUGCAUGCGCAUUUCUUUCCGCGAAGCAAAUAUUUUACUCAAAAUUCACGCAAUUUAAGGCCGAACAUGCAAUUGUAUUAUUUUCCUGUGAGCUCGCCUUGCCGAGCUGUAUUGCUCACGGCAGAAGCGAUUGGGCUCGAAAUGGAAUUGAUAGAAUUAAACAUAUCUGUUGGCGAACAUAUGACACCGGAAUACGGAGAGUUAAAUCCGCAAAGGACAAUUCCCUUCUUAGUCGAUGACGAUCUCAAAAUAUCAGAAAGUCGAGCUAUUAUGGCUUAUUUGGUUGAUCAAUACGGCGAGAAUGAUGCAUUGUAUCCGCGAAAUCCAGAGGCGCGCGGAAUAAUUGAUCAACGAUUAUACUUUGAUAUCGAUACACUCUUUGCGAGUAUAUUUCAUUAUUAUCUGGUUGUGUUGAGAAGAGAGGCCGAUACAUACAAUCAAGCGCAAUAUGAAAUAUUGACGGACGCAUUCAAAAUCCUAGACACAUUUCUCGAAGGGCAAGAUUACGUGGCUGGAGCUAAUAUGACAAUCGCCGACUUUGCCUUGGUUGCAUCUGUGACCACAGCAUUGGCAUGUGGUUUUAAUGUGGAAGAAUAUGCAAACGUUACAAACUGGCUGGAAAGGAUGCAAACGUCUGCACCUGGAUAUGAGAAAGCUAAUGGUGAGCCAAUCGAGAUGUUCAAACAAUUUGUAGAAGCAUCACUGAGUAACGAAGAAGAAGGAGAAAAAGAAGAAGAUGAAGAAGAGGGAGAAAAGGAUGAAGAAGAGGGAGAAAAAGAAGAAGAAGAAGAAAAUGAAUAAUAUAUCAAAUAUAUUAUUUAAAUCUUUAAUUUUUUUAUGUGGUAUCACUAGUUGAAAAUUAAUCAUGAUAAAUAAAAAUGAAUAUCACGACAAAUAAUAAUAGAGAAAAGUUAUCUGCUGUAAAGAGACUUUAUCAAAACUGUUACAAAAUAAUUACGUCACAGAUAUUUUUAUGACAUCUUUUAAAUUUCUAUAUUUUUUGGAUACAUAAAUAAAGAGAAAUGGAAAAGAAAUAUGACGCUCAUAAACGCGGCACGAAUGAGAGAGUUAAUUAUUACUGUAGAUAAGUUUUAGUGUCAUAUUAAUUCGAAUAUUAGAACAAUAUUAUAGAACAAACAAAUA
Linepithema humile (Argentine ant) is the source of this 1720-nucleotide messenger RNA. Lineage: Eukaryota; Metazoa; Arthropoda; Insecta; Hymenoptera; Formicidae. The record is from RefSeq and is a predicted model, not a curated record.